UCAACACCAGUUAUAGUUCCAUUAACCCAGCUCUCCCAACCUCUUUCGGAGUGUGAUCCAAUGGCUGGAAUUGAACAAUCCCCAGGAAGCUCCAUGCAUGGAGUGACAGGUAGAGAACAAAGCUUUGCUUUUUCAGUUGCUUCACCCAUUGUCCCAACGGACACAACUGCAAAAUUUGAUUUACCUGUUGAUUCUGAGCACAAGGCCAAGGUUUUCAAGCUUUUCUCCUUUGCCAAUCCUCAUAUGAGAACCUUUCACCUUUCUUGGAUUUCCUUCUUUACUUGUUUUGUCUCCACCUUUGCCGCCGCUCCCCUUGUUCCCAUCAUUCGCGAUAACCUCAACCUAACCAAACAAGACAUUGGUAAUGCUGGAGUUGCCUCUGUCUCGGGAAGUAUCUUCUCUAGGCUUGUAAUGGGUGCAGUUUGUGACCUCUUAGGGCCACGAUACGGGUGCGUAUUUCUCAUUAUGCUUACAGCUCCAACUGUUUUCUGCAUGUCGUUUGUGUCGAAUGCUGGAGGCUACAUAGCUGUCCGGUUCAUGAUUGGAUUUUCUCUCGCAACGUUCGUGUCGUGCCAAUACUGGAUGAGCACCAUGUUCAACAGCAAGAUUAUUGGGCUCGUCAAUGGCACUGCUGCCGGGUGGGGCAACAUGGGUGGAGGUGCAACUCAACUGAUAAUGCCUCUGCUUUACGACGUGAUUCAGCGUACUGGUUCCACUCCCUUCACUGCCUGGAGGAUAGCCUUCUUCAUUCCCGGUUGGCUUCAUGUGAUUAUGGGAAUCUUGGUCUUGACCUUGGGCCAAGACUUGCCUGAUGGAAACCUCAGUACCUUACAGAAGAAGGGUGAUGUUUCCAAAGAUAAAUUCUCCAAGGUGUUGUGGUAUGCGAUCACAAACUAUAGGACAUGGAUUUUUGUUCUCCUCUAUGGCUACUCCAUGGGAGUUGAAUUGAGCAUAGAUAAUGUCAUCGCUGAAUAUUUCUAUGAUAGGUUUGAUCUUAAGCUUCACACUGCCGGAAUCAUUGCAGCCACCUUUGGAAUGGCCAACCUCCUUGCUCGUCCCUUUGGUGGAUAUGCCUCUGACUUUACAGCUAGAUAUUUUGGCAUGAGGGGCAGGCUUUGGACUCUCUGGAUCCUCCAAACUCUAGGAGGUGUCUUCUGCAUCUGGCUUGGCCGUGCCAAUUCUCUCUCAGUUGCCAUAUUGGCUAUGAUUCUCUUCUCUGUUGGAGCUCAAGCUGCAUGUGGAGCAACUUUUGGGAUCAUACCCUUCAUUUCUAGGCGAUCUCUGGGUAUCAUAUCAGGCCUGACUGGGGCUGGUGGGAACUUUGGCUCUGGGUUGACACAACUAGUUUUCUUCACAAGCUCAACAUUCUCGACUGCAACAGGUCUUUCUUUGAUGGGGGCCAUGAUUGUGUGUUGCACUCUUCCUGUGACAUUGGUUCACUUCCCGCAGUGGGGCAGCAUGUUCGUUCCACCUUCAAAAGACAUGGUGAAGUCUACCGAAGAAUUCUAUUACGCAUCAGAGUGGAAUGAGGUUGAGAAGCAGAAGGGUUUGCACCAGCAAAGUCUCAAAUUCGCAGAAAACAGCCGGUCAGAGCGUGGCAAGCGUGUUGCCUCAGCUCCAACUCCAUCAGAUUCAACACCGACCCAUGUUUAGUACCCAUAAGAGAAGAAGAUCAAAGUGAUGAUGAUGGUGAAAGUUAUGAGCGACCAGUAAUAAGAACAAAGGCUGUCUAACAGGUCUGAGUGUGUCUCUGAAAAGAUAGAUUCAUAGUCAUUCACCAGAUGAAGCAGGAGCUUACCUUUAUAGAUAUCCGAAGAGAUUCAUGUGGAAUCGUUUAUUGGAAUUUGUAUACAAAUGUAAUAUGCACUUAUCUGUGCAUUGUUAAUGCAUGGCAUGCAUCUAUCUGGUGUGGAAUUUUCUGCAAA
This is a messenger RNA of Juglans microcarpa x Juglans regia, 1925 nucleotides long. RefSeq names its product high-affinity nitrate transporter 2.1. Gene Ontology annotation, biological process: cellular response to nitrate; nitrate transmembrane transport. Gene Ontology annotation, molecular function: nitrate transmembrane transporter activity. Bases 61 to 1653 code for a protein of 530 amino acids. Gene Ontology annotation, cellular component: plant-type vacuole membrane; plasma membrane. The transcript has 3 exons. Lineage: Eukaryota; Viridiplantae; Streptophyta; Magnoliopsida; Fagales; Juglandaceae. The record is from RefSeq and is a predicted model, not a curated record.